Molecule: messenger RNA, 1912 nt
Organism: Labrus mixtus (cuckoo wrasse)
Lineage: Eukaryota; Metazoa; Chordata; Actinopteri; Labriformes; Labridae
Gene: mybpha
Product: myosin binding protein Ha
Exons: 15
Coding region: 34-1734 (566 amino acids)
Molecular function (GO): protein binding
Source: RefSeq, a predicted model, not a curated record
CUUCAUCCAGAGAACUGGCCGUCUGUCAGCACGAUGCCAAGCAAACCUGCACCCAUCAAGAAGUCCCCAGCCAAGAAGGCUGCCGAGAAGGCACCUGAGCCCGCCCCGCAGCCUGAACCAGCUCCUGUAGAGGCUCCACCUGCGGAGGCUCCACCUGCGGAGGCUGCAGCUCCUGCCGAGGAGGCUCCGGCCGCGGCAGCUCCUGCAGCUGAGGGAGCUGGUGCCCCCGUAGCCCCGGCAGAGGACACCCCCGCUGCUCCAGCUGAUGAGACUCCCGUCCAAGAGGGAUUGGAUUCGACAGCUCCUGCUGAGGCUGAUGCUCCCGCUGCUGAUGCUCCCGCUGCUGAUGCUCCCACUGCUGAUGCUCCCGCUGCCGAAGACGGUGCUGCUGCUCCGGCUGCAGAUACUGCAGAUGCUCCCGCAGACGCCGCUCCAGCUGAACCAGCUGUAGUUGAGGAGCCGCCAAAGGCCCCCACGCCCCCGCCUCCUGCAGUCCCCACCAGCGCUCCUCUGGACGUCUCUGUGGAAGACGUGAACGAGUCCAGCCUCACUAUUAAAUGGAAGACCCCAGAGACCAUCGGAAACUCCGGCCUGGAUGGAUUCACCAUCGAGUACUGCAAGGACGGAACUACAGACUGGGUUGUUGCUCAGGAGGAGCUCACCCCGGUUAACCGCUACUGCAUCAAGAAUCUGACGGCCGGCGACCUGCUGAAUGUGCGCGUGGUGGCUGUGAACCCGGGUGGCCGCAGUGAGCCUGCUACACUCGCGGCGCCAGUGCCAAUCCGCGAGGUUGUUGAUCGUCCCAAGAUCAAAAUGCCCCGCAACCUCAGAGUGCGAGUUGUGAGGCAGGUUGGAGAGCAGAUCAACUUGGUCAUCCCCUUCCUUGGAAAGCCCAAACCUGUGGUGUCCUGGCUGAAGGAUGGUCAGCCUCUGGACACAAAGAGGGUCAACAUCAGGAACAGUGACAAGGACAGCAUCAUGUUCAUUCGCACUUCUGAGAGGGAAGACUCCGGUGUUUACGAGAUGUCUGUGAAAGUGGACAGCUUUGAAGACAAAGCCCCCCUCACGCUUCAGAUUGUGGAGCUGCCCGGCCCUCCAACCAGCGUGAAGCUGGCGGACACCUGGGGCUUCAACGCUGCCCUGGAAUGGACCCCACCCAAAGAUAGCGGCAACACAGAGAUCACAGGAUACACCGUGCAGAAGGCAGACAGGAAGACAGGGGAGUGGUUCACGGUGCUGGACCACUACCACAGACUCACUGCUACCGUCUCAGACCUCAUCAUGGGAAACACGUACUCCUUCAGAGUGUUUGCAGAGAACAAGGUGGGCACGGGUGAGAGCUGCGCUGUCACCAAGGCGGUGGCCACCAUCCAGAAGACAGGCAUUAACUACAAGCCUCCUGAGUACCCUGAGCACGACUUCAGCGAGGCACCCAAGUUCACCACCUCUCUCAGUGACCGCGCUGCCACCGUGGGAUACACAACCAAACUGCUGUGUUCUGUUCGUGGAAGUCCAAAGCCCAAGAUUGAGUGGUUGAAGAAUCAGAUGGUCAUCGGUGACGACCCCAAGUUCCGUAAACUCUCUAACCAGGGCAUUUGCUCCCUGGAGAUCCGAAAGCCCUGCAGCUUUGAUGGAGGUAUUUACACCUGCAGAGCCAAGAACGCCCAGGGGGAAGCCACUGUGUCCUGCAAGCUGGAGGUCAAACAGAUUAUUAUUUCAGAGAAGGGGAAAUAAACCAACACCCAAAACUCCAGAGUGCCUUUAAGGGAGCUGCAGAAGUCCAGGUCUUAUGUGUGAAGAGUGUUUGCGGAGGUGAGAUAAAAAGUCGUGGCUGUCCGAGCGUCAGCGUGUAUAUAAUGAAGAAAGAGAAAGAAAAACAUACCAACAUCAUCCCCACCCACCCACCCACCCA